AACGGCUCCAACGAUUUUGUUUAAAUUUAUACCUAAAAUAGUCAUUGAUAAGCUCUAUCAUCUUUAAGCUCAAAAUUUGAGAAAAUGUGAUUAUUCAAAUGCAAACUUAAUGAGAGAGGUCUAUUACAUCAUUCACUAGAAGAGAUAGCAGAAUUGAUCUCGUCAGCUGAUCAAUUUUAAUUUAAUAUAUUUCCAAAAUUUUCAUUACGGCAAGGAAAGUUGUGUGAGUGCGCCACACCAGAUUUUUUACUAGUUUACUAGUUCAGCAAAAUAGUCCCUGAUGUUUUAUUUUGUCAGCUGUUAUCGUGUCAGGUGGACAGCUUGGAUCUGCAUAGAAUAAUACUCCUAUCACGCAAUACUCCUAAACUAAAAAAUAACCAAGAUACUUAAAACAGUAUAAACAGCGUCAAUUAAUUUAUAACAUGGAUGAGAACAAGGAUACUGCAGGAAACAAAACCGAUGAAGAACUUGAGUGUGAAAAGAAGCUAAUCAACCUGUUUAGACAUCCGUCACUUAGAGAUGAUCUAAUAUCUUUAUUCAUCGUAAAAAUGUUUGAAUCUGUAGUGAAAAGUUGGGAAGGCUAUCCUUGUGUUGAAAAAUUGAAAGCCAACCCACCCAACAAAGGAUCAGAAAAAAUUAGUACAGAAUUCGUGCCAUUAAGUGAUGCCAAAGUCAACGACGAAAAAUGGGAAAAGAAUGAUUCUGUUACCGAACAAUCAACAAAGCAAGAAAUUCUUCAAAAAUAUUUGGAUGUGAAGAUGAGUUCAUUAGUUGAACAAGAACUGAGGAAUAGACACUUCUCAGUUGAAUCGAUGAUUCCAGAGCUAACUUGGAUCACUGAAGCAAAUGGAGAUAUGAAUCAACCAAUUGAUGACUGGAAAAGGUACAAGGACGAUCAAAUAGCGAAGAUUGAAUUUCGCAAUGGGAAUGUGUACAAAGGUCGAGUGUCCAGGCAUGUGAUGCACGGCGAGGGAGAGUUUAUUUGGCUCGAUGGAACUUCAUAUAAGGGUAGUUUCGACACUGGUCACAUAACUGGCAAUGGAGUGGUGACGUGGCCUACGCAGUCGUGGUACAAAGGUGAAUUGGUGAAAGGAUAUCGACAGGGGAACGGCCUGCUGGUUGUGCCAGGACGGUUGGCAUUCGCCGGCAGUUGGGCCAAUGGAGUGAGGUAUGGACCAGGACUCCUGCUGCAGGACUCAGAGCCGACGCGCGGCUACUGUGACACCACGUGGAGGAGGGAUGUGUGCCAUGGCCUCGGCACCAGGGUCUAUCCUUCGGGCGCCGUUUUCCAUGGACAUUGGCAAGAUGGAAAGCGGCAUGGAUUUGGAGUCAUCAAUUGGCCGAAUGGAGAUAUGUACAGAGGAGACUGGAAGAAUGAUAGAAUGCAUGGUUUGGGAGAGUUCACUUGGUCGCUUGGAGCAGCCACGUCACACAAGUCGUCUAUCUCUUUCCAGAAUAGGUACUACGGUACGUGGGUUGACGGCUCCAGACACGGCAUUGGAAUACUGGAAACUGAUAGUGGAAUGAUUUUGAAAUGCAAAUGGAAGAUGGAUAUGAAACACGGUUAUGGAGAAAUAAUUUGCAACAAUGGCUUUCUUUUGAAAGGCGAUCCGCUGUUUGCCAAUGACCAUCUUUUGGACCCCAUUUCCAACAGUAGACACGCUUCGAUCUCUACAAAAACCUGCCUAUUGAAUGCCCAUUUUAUCCAAAAAGGGAAGAAGUUGAAGAAGCAAAAUGUCCAGACCCAUUUAUCCUGUGAGUCUAUUGAUUUUUGCUAUCAUGUGGAUCGAUAUAUGCAGAACAAGUGGAAUUUGAAACAGUUCGAAAUCGAAAAGAAACUCGAGGACGAAUCAAAAGCCGUUGGAAGAUUUGUUGAAUUUGAAGUGAAAACGCCGAAAACUCAACUUUAUUCUGGCAAUGAUUCUAUGACAAACAGAACAUUCGAGGGAUGCUUUGAAGAGAAGUGGUUGCGAAAUAUCAUAUUGAGAAAUCUACCGCUUUUGAAAAAAGUUUACUUUGAUUAUGCAACCAUACUUUGCAAGUAUUCGACAAAAUCAUGGAGCUCCAAGAUUGCAAUCAUCCGUUUAUUUUUCUGGCAAAUUCUUAGAGACUGUAAAAUUCAGCUCACGGAGAAGUCAGUAGCUGAAUUUGAUAUUUUAGUAAAGAACAAUCACUUUGCCCUCUUGAAAGAUCAUCGAAACCCAUUCGAGCGCCUCAGCUUCUUCCAAUUCCUACAUUACCUUAUAGAGAUCUCGUGGCAUUUGUAUGGCAAAUAUGGAGAGAGACAACUCAAGACUCCGGGAGCUCUAGCAUCGGCUCUAGAGAAAUUCAUCGUUGCAGAUUUGAAGCAGAGUAUUGGAAAUAAUUCAGGUUCGGUUUUCAAAGAUUCCAGAAAUCUUUGCUUCAUGAGAGAAAUUUUUGGUCUUUACCAAAGCCUCCAGUCAGAUUUAACUGCGAGACAAUUGUUGAAUGCAAUUUUGAACUGGAAGAAUAAUUCAUAUUUGAAGAAUGUACAGGAAAUGUCCCAUGAUAUAAUAAAACAAUUUGAUGGGCGUGAUACUUAUGCAAAGAUAAAAAUCUGUGCCAAUCAGAGUCUUGAGAAUUUAAAAAAAGUCAAAUCAGAGCCAGCUAAAAUAAUGUACCUGGCAUACUUGGACUAUGUUAACCCACGUAUUGCAAUGAAGUGCAUUCUUCAAAUCUGUCCGAGAGUCAAAACCAGCGACAGAUUCUACAAUAUGGAUUAUAAGAUGACAUUUCUUGAGCUUUAUGAAAUUCUUCUCUUGUGUGCUGUUGAAUGCUUUGAAUUCAAAAAGAAGCAAGAACGCAGGAAACAAGCAAUUGAAAUAAAACUAUCGCAAAAACCAAAAGAAGAAAGACGGACCUCUUUGAAAAAAACAAGGGUGUCAAGAGAUAACUCAGCUAAAGCUCUGAAAAUCUCUAAAAAACCUUAAAAUUCAUGUUAUGACUCUUUUGCUAGUUUAGAAAAGUUUUAACAUUUUAUGACCUUGGCUAUUUACUGCCAAAGUCCAUGUAAGAUUUCAAUUUCUAUUCGAUCAUAGUUUUAUUGCUGUACUACUGCGAUUAUUUUGUUUCAUGAAUAUAAAAUUUGUAAUAAAUCUCCAUACACAU
Molecule: messenger RNA, 3129 nt
Organism: Nilaparvata lugens (brown planthopper)
Lineage: Eukaryota; Metazoa; Arthropoda; Insecta; Hemiptera; Delphacidae
Product: radial spoke head 10 homolog B
Exons: 10
Coding region: 423-2951 (842 amino acids)
Source: RefSeq, a predicted model, not a curated record